Knipowitschia caucasica is the source of this 1749-nucleotide messenger RNA. The record is from the annotation of a GenBank genome assembly. Lineage: Eukaryota; Metazoa; Chordata; Actinopteri; Gobiiformes; Gobiidae.
AUGCCUUUUGGAGGUUUGUCCAGUUUGAAGGAGCAGGUGUUUAAACCUGGGAAAGAGGAGGUGAAGAACUCUGUGGGGGACUCUUUGGGGAAACUACAACGAAAAAUGGACGGCUGUAACAUGGAGGAGGAGGAGUUAGAGCUGACGGAGGACGGGCGGCCUGUGGCCUCGGCGCCACGGGAGCGCCCCCUGGUGGACUGCACCUGCUUCGGUCUCCCCAGACGCUACAUCCUGGCCAUUCUCAGCGGCCUCGGCUUCUGCAUCUCCUUCGGGAUCCGCUGUAACCUGGGCGUGGCCAUCGUGGAGAUGGUCAACAACAACACGGUCUACAUCAACGGAACGCCAGUCCUCCAGAAAGCACAGUUUAACUGGAACCCAGAGACCGUGGGUCUGAUCCAUGGCUCCUUCUUCUGGGGAUACAUCGUGACUCAGAUCCCUGGAGGAUUCAUCGCCAACAAACUGAUGGCAAACAGAGUGUUUGGAGCCGCCAUCUUUCUGACGUCAACGUUGAACAUGUUCAUUCCAUCCGCAGCCAGGGUUCACUACGGCUGUGUGAUGUUUGUGCGGAUCCUGCAGGGCUUAGUGGAGGGUGUCACGUACCCGGCCUGUCAUGGACUCUGGGCCAAAUGGGCUCCACCUCUGGAGAGGAGUCGACUCGCCACCACCUCCUUCUGUGGGUCUUACGCUGGAGCCGUGAUAGCGAUGCCUCUGGCCGGGGUCCUGGUGCAGUAUGUGGGCUGGCCCUCUGUCUUUUAUGUUUACGGGGUCUUCGGGCUCAUCUGGUACAUCAUGUGGUUGUUGUUGGCCUACGGAAGCCCGGCGGCUCAUCCCACCAUCAGCGACGAGGAGAGACUCUACAUCGAGACCGCCAUCGGGGAGAGCACCAGUAAGCUGAGCGCCACCGGGAAGUUUAAAACGCCGUGGCGCCGCUUCUUCACCUCGAUGCCGGUUUACGCCAUCAUCGUGGCCAACUUCUGCCGCAGCUGGACCUUCUACCUGCUGCUCAUCAGUCAGCCCGCCUACUUUGAAGAGGUGUUUGGCUUCCCCAUCAGUAAGGUGGGGAUGCUGUCCGCCGUGCCCCACCUGGUGAUGACCAUCGUGGUGCCGAUCGGAGGACAACUGGCAGAUUAUCUACGCACCAACAAGAUCAUGUCCACCACCAACGUGCGAAAGAUCAUGAACUGUGGAGGGUUUGGGAUGGAGGCCACGCUGCUGCUGGUGGUGGGUUUCUCUCACACUCGAGCCGUCGCCAUCUCCUUCCUGGUCCUCGCUGUCGGCUUCAGUGGGUUCGCCAUCUCAGGUUUCAAUGUGAAUCACUUGGACAUCGCUCCACGUUAUGCCAGUAUCCUGAUGGGAAUCUCCAACGGAGUCGGAACUCUGUCUGGGAUGGUCUGUCCUCUUAUAGUGGGAGCUCUGACCAUACACAAGACCCGGCUGGAGUGGCAGAACGUCUUCAUCAUCGCGUCCAUGGUGCAUUACUCUGGUGUGAUCUUCUACGCCAUCUUUGCGUCUGGGGAGCAGCAGGACUGGGCCAACCCCGAGGACACCAGCGAGGACAAGCUGAACAUCCUGGACCAGGACGAGCUCGCGGAGGAGGCGGAGCUCACCAGCGAGACCUCCGCCACCAAGAGCUACGGCACCGCGGAACACUCCUCCGGCCGUAAGCAGGGUUGGAGGAAGCAGAAGGGGGCCACCAUGCAAGACGAAGAGCACUACAGCAACGGGGACUACCAGGAAGGAUACCAGUGA